UUCUCUCGCUCCUUUUUUUUUUUUUUUUCUUUUUCUUUUUUUUUUUUUUUUUUAAUCCCCGCACCAAGCGCUUAACCUCAUUGGGGUGGAGGAGAAGGCGGCGGCUGUCCGGUCCGCAGCGGCAAACAGUAGCGAAUAAUAGGAUUAAUGGACUGCUGAAUUAUGAAGUAUUUCAGACCCAGUAGCAGAACAUCACUCAGCCACUCACUCCUUUAUCUCCUACUAGUUAUUUAAAUUGGACUUUUAAUAUCCUACCAGCUGCUCUUCAGACACACAUGGUGCAUUGUUACCAUUCCCCGGAUUGCAUCUUUGAAACACAAGCUCUUAGUAACCUUCAGCAAACAAAGAGGCAACCUCCCGGGUCCGUCUACCGGGAGGGAGUCAUCCUGACUGCCCUCUAGCUUUUGCUGGAUCUGGAUUUGAAUUCCACCAUGGAGCCUCGAAUGGAGUCCUGCCUGGCUCAGGUGUUGCAAAAGGAUGUGGGGAAACGACUGCAGGUUGGCCAAGAACUUAUAGACUAUUUCUCAGAUAAACAGAAGUCUGCUGACCUUGAGCAUGACCAGACCAUGUUAGAUAAGCUUGUGGAUGGGCUCGCUACCUCUUGGGUGAACUCUAGUAAUUACAAGGUGGUUCUUCUGGGCAUGGACAUCCUGUCGGCUCUGGUGACCCGGCUGCAGGAUCGGUUCAAGGCGCAAAUCGGCACAGUGCUGCCAAGUCUAAUAGACAGACUGGGAGAUGCUAAAGACUCUGUGAGGGAGCAAGACCAAACUCUGCUGCUAAAGAUCAUGGAUCAAGCUGCUAAUCCCCAGUAUGUAUGGGACAGAAUGCUUGGAGGCUUCAAACACAAGAAUUUCCGUACAAGAGAAGGCAUCUGUCUCUGCCUUAUUGCAACACUCAAUGCCUCUGGAGCACAUACUCUGACACUAAGCAAGAUCGUGCCACACAUAUGUAACUUACUUGGAGACCCAAACAGCCAGGUUCGAGAUGCAGCAAUAAACAGCUUAGUGGAAAUUUACAGACAUGUAGGAGAACGUGUGAGGGCAGAUCUCAGUAAAAAAGGAUUGCCACAGUCCCGGCUGAAUGUCAUUUUUACAAAAUUUGAUGAAGUCCAAAAAUCUGGAAACAUGAUACAAUCCGCAAACGAUAAAAAUUUUGAUGAUGAAGAUUCCGUGGAUGGUAAUAGACCUUCCUCUGCCAGUUCUACGUCAUCCAAAGCUCCUCCAAGCUCACGGAGAAACAUUGGAAUGGGAACCACCCGCCGGAUUGGGUCAUCCACUCUUGGAUCCAAGUCUUCAGCUGCAAAGGAAGGUGCCGGUGCUGUUGAUGAAGAGGAUUUUAUUAAAGCAUUUGAUGAUGUACCUGUAGUGCAGAUUUAUUCCAGCCGCGAUCUUGAAGAAUCCAUAAACAAAAUUAGGGAAAUAUUAUCUGAUGACAAACAUGAUUGGGAGCAGAGAGUAAAUGCUCUAAAAAAGAUUAGAUCUUUACUUUUGGCUGGUGCUGCUGAGUAUGAUAACUUCUUUCAACAUCUGCGUCUUUUGGACGGAGCCUUUAAACUCUCUGCUAAGGAUCUGCGGUCUCAGGUAGUGCGGGAGGCUUGUAUCACGUUGGGGCAUCUGUCAUCGGUUCUAGGAAAUAAAUUUGACCAUGGAGCUGAAGCCAUUAUGCCAACUAUAUUUAAUUUGAUUCCAAACAGUGCCAAAAUUAUGGCCACUUCUGGUGUUGUAGCUGUUAGAUUAAUCAUUCGGCACACACACAUCCCUCGACUAAUACCUGUUAUAACAAGCAACUGUACCUCUAAGUCUGUUGCAGUUAGAAGGCGCUGUUUUGAAUUUUUAGAUUUGCUUCUACAAGAAUGGCAGACACAUUCACUGGAAAGACACAUAUCAGUAUUAGCUGAAACAAUAAAGAAGGGAAUCCAUGAUGCUGAUUCUGAAGCAAGAAUAGAAGCCAGGAAAUGUUACUGGGGCUUCCAUGGUCACUUCAGCAGAGAAGCAGAGCACUUAUACCAUACUCUGGAGUCCUCCUACCAGAAAGCCCUGCAGUCCCAUUUGAAGAACUCGGACAGCAUAGUGUCUCUGCCCCAGUCUGAUCGUUCAUCUUCCAGCUCUCAGGAGAGUCUCAAUCGGCCACUCUCUGCCAAAAGAAGCCCAACUGGCAGCACCACAUCUAGAGCUUCUACAGUUAGCACCAAAUCUGUAUCAACAACUGGAUCCCUCCAGCGAUCUCGAAGUGACAUCGAUGUGAACGCAGCUGCCAGUGCCAAAUCUAAAGUCUCCUCGUCUUCAGGCACGACGCCCUUCAGUUCUGCAGCGGCUUUGCCUCCAGGGUCCUAUGCAUCUUUAGAGUCCAGACCCCUGAGGGAAGACUUGGAGUACAUAGGCCUGGAUGCAGGUCGCAUCCGCACAAGACGACAAAGCUCCGGGAGUGCCACCAAUGUUGCUUCAACACCUUCUGACAGUCGGGGCCGCAGUCGUGCUAAAGUGGUUUCACAGUCUCAGCCUGGCAGUCGGUCGAGUUCCCCCGGGAAAUUGUUGGGAAGUGGCUAUGGUGGACUUGCUGGUGGUUCUUCGAGAGGCCCACCUGUGACACCAUCUUCAGAAAAACGAAGCAAGAUUCCCAGGAGUCAGGGGUGUAGCCGUGAAACAAGUCCAAACCGAAUAGGAUUAGCACGGAGCAGCCGUAUCCCUCGACCCAGCAUGAGUCAGGGGUGCAGCCGCGAUACCAGCCGUGAGAGCAGCCGAGAUACAAGCCCCGCUCGGGGCUUCCCUCCACUCGACCGAUUUGGGCUGGGCCAGCCAGGAAGAAUACCGGGUUCCGUGAAUGCCAUGCGGGUUUUGAGCACCAGUACAGAUCUGGAAGCUGCAGUUGCUGAUGCUUUGCUGUUAGGAGACGCCAGGAGCAAGAAGAAGCCUGUGAGGAGGAGAUACGAGCCAUAUGGGAUGUAUUCUGAUGACGACGCCAACAGCGAUGCCUCAAGUGUUUGCUCCGAGCGCUCCUAUGGCUCCAGGAAUGGCGGCAUUCCCCAUUAUUUGCGGCAGACUGAGGAUGUAGCAGAAGUUCUCAACCACUGUGCAAGUUCAAACUGGUCAGAAAGGAAAGAAGGGCUGCUGGGCUUGCAGAACUUGCUAAAGAGCCAAAGAACACUGAGUCGAGUAGAAUUGAAGAGAUUGUGUGAGAUCUUCACCCGAAUGUUUGCUGACCCUCAUAGCAAGGUUUUCAGUAUGUUCUUGGAGACUCUAGUGGAUUUUAUAAUAAUUCAUAAGGAUGACUUGCAAGACUGGCUUUUUGUCCUUCUCACACAAUUACUUAAGAAAAUGGGAGCAGAUUUACUUGGCUCUGUUCAAGCAAAAGUUCAGAAGGCCCUAGAUGUCACAAGGGACUCCUUUCCAUUUGAUCAACAGUUUAACAUUUUGAUGAGAUUUAUUGUGGAUCAAACUCAGACUCCAAACCUCAAGGUCAAAGUUGCAAUCUUGAAAUACAUUGAGUCUCUGGCCAGACAGAUGGACCCAACAGAUUUUGUAAACUCUAGCGAGACGAGGCUUGCUGUUUCUAGAAUCAUUACCUGGACAACAGAACCAAAGAGUUCAGAUGUGAGAAAGUCCCCGCUUCAGCGUAGUCGAGUAGGGGAGGAUUUCCCCACUAGGUCAGCAUCCACCUGUUCUGGGCCUGGAGAAGGAAACUUGGAAGAAAAUUGUAAACAGGCAGCACAGAUUGUGCUCAUCUCUCUGUUUGAAUUGAACACUCCGGAAUUUACCAUGUUACUUGGUGCCUUGCCCAAAACAUUCCAGGAUGGUGCCACCAAACUCCUGCAUAACCACCUCAAGAACUCCAGUAACACGAGUGUGGGAUCUCCAAGCAAUACAAUUGGCCGGACGCCCUCCCGACACCCCAGCAGCAGGACCAGCCCUCUGACCUCACCUACCAACUGUUCCCAUGGGGGUCUAUCACCAAGUCGGUUGUGGGGUUGGAGUGCCGAUGGGUUAUCGAAGCACCCACCUCCCUUUUCUCAGCCUAACUCCAUUCCCACCGCUCCCUCCCACAAGACUCUCAGGCGCUCUUACUCUCCCAGCAUGCUGGACUAUGACACAGAGAACCUGAACUCUGAAGAAAUCUAUAGUUCUCUGCGGGGAGUUACAGAAGCCAUUGAAAAGUUUAGUUUCCGAAGCCAAGAAGAUCUGAAUGAGCCAAUUAAGCGCGAUGGCAAAAAGGACUGUGAUAUCGUGUCCCGUGAUGGAGGAGCUGCCUCGCCAGCCACCGAGGGCCGGGGAGGCAGUGAAGGGGAGGGAGGCAGGACAGCUCUGGACAACAAGACCUCCCUCCUCAACACCCAGCCUCCGCGCGCCUUCCCAGGGCCGCGUGCACGGGAGUACAACCCGUAUCCCUACUCAGACACCAUCAACGCCUAUGACAAGACCGCCCUGAAGGAGGCCGUGUUUGACGAUGACAUGGAGCAGCUCAGAGAUGUGCCCAUUGACCAUUCUGACCUGGUGGCUGACCUGCUGAAAGAACUGUCCAACCACAACGAGCGGGUGGAGGAGCGGAAAGGUGCCCUGCUAGAGCUGCUCAAGAUCACCAGGGAAGACAGCCUGGGCGUCUGGGAGGAGCACUUCAAGACCAUCUUGCUGCUGCUGCUGGAGACCCUUGGAGACAAAGAUCAUUCAAUUCGAGCACUGGCAUUGCGAGUUUUACGGGAAAUUCUGAGAAACCAGCCUGCAAGAUUCAAAAACUACGCUGAGCUGACGAUCAUGAAGACUCUGGAAGCCCACAAAGACUCCCACAAGGAGGUGGUGCGAGCUGCUGAGGAGGCUGCCUCCACACUAGCCAGUUCCAUCCACCCAGAGCAGUGCAUCAAAGUGCUCUGCCCCAUCAUCCAGACAGCCGACUACCCCAUCAACCUGGCCGCCAUCAAGAUGCAAACCAAAGUCGUGGAGAGAAUCGCCAAGGAGUCCUUGCUGCAGCUCCUCGCCGACAUCAUCCCGGGCCUGCUGCAGGGUUAUGACAACACGGAAAGCAGUGUGCGGAAGGCCAGCGUGUUUUGCUUAGUGGCAAUUUAUUCCGUAAUCGGAGAAGACCUGAAACCUCACCUCGCACAGCUCACGGGGAGCAAGAUGAAGCUACUAAACUUAUACAUAAAGAGGGCACAGACCACCAACAGCAACAGCAGCUCCUCCUCCGACGUCUCCACGCACAGCUAGUGGCAGUGCCAGUCUCUGUGCAGAGUCAAACGCCAUCGGUGGUGCCUCAGACCCCCAUCGGCUGCCCAGUCAGUACGAGGAGGCCCGCACAUAUUUAUUACAAUCAGUAUUUUGGUCCCUUCCAGCUUUUGUGUAGAAUCUUACUGGUAUUGAAUGUAACGGAAGCAAGGCCUGUACCGCAGUCUUCGUAGAGACGAAAGGAAUGAGAACAACAAGAGCCAUACUUACACACGUCUUGUACCGCCUGUUGCAAUCACAAAAUCAUGUAUGUGGGGUGCAGUUUUUAACAAUCAGAGCUCUCUAGCCAAUGCUUGGUAGACAGUAGCUUUUUUUUUUUUUUCCAAUUAAUAAUGGAUGUGGGGGUGUUCCUUAUUCUCAGCUUACAUUCUUAUGAAUAUGGCCUGUGUGAGGCGAAGCCCCCUACUCUUUUCCCAUCUGAUACCAAGAAAGGGUGCAUGUCUUUAGGUUGGUUUUGAGACCUCCUAAAAGUGGAACUCGAGCCUUAGCAGGAAAAGGAGAAGAGCUGGAAGCUGGUCUGUCAGUCAGCUCACGCAAAGUGGAGCCGGCUGUCCUGGCUUGGAACACAGGGUCAGGAAGGCCCCUCUGAACAACUCAUCAGAUGUCCCUGCCCCAGAGCUGCCAUGCCAGAAGAAUUCUUGAAGUAUAAGUCCAACCAUACUUAGAAUUGAUUGCAUCCAUCAGAGAUGGAUCGCAUCAUGUGAUGCGCAGAAGGUAUAAGUCUGUCUCUCUCCCUGCUAAGGUCUUGGGGAAUGGCUGUUGAGAUAGGGGUUCUCCCAGGACUCCCCGGGUCAGUAAUUCAAAUCUGGUGCCAUCUCCCUUCCCUCCCCAUCAGCUUUGCCUAAGCUGUUCAGUUCUAAAAUGUUCUCAGCUAAUCUAGCAAACGCCUACUUUUACCAGCCCAGUUUUGGCUUCUCUAUGUAAUUUGAGAUCAAGAGCAAAAAAAAAAAAAGUGUAGAAAAAUCAUGUUUAUCCAAAUCAUUUUUAAUUUUAUAAGUUGAAGUACUUCCUUGAUUGUUAGUCACUGUUUAAGGUGAGCGGCAGAUGGCAGAACUACAGGAUUUGAAACACACCUUUAGAGUCUGUUUCCUUCCCAGGGAAACCACCGGCUCCCUUUUUAAGCUCUUUAGGGUGUAAUUGCUACAAAGAAAUGAGUCUUGAGUAAAGUUCUUAAGCCAGAUGGCAGUCUAAUGCAAUCAUGAAAUCAUCUGCCAUCACUUACUGUUAGAUCCUCUGAUUGAACUGACCCUCCAUAAGGAAAGUGCUUCCUUGGACAUUAAUUUUAGUGAGGUCUUGGCUGUCCCAGUGCAGAGUCCUCUGCAGCUGUGAGGACUGAAACCAAGGCUGAGGCACCGGAGUGUGUGCUUCUCAUCCCCCAUUCCCACCACCCCCUCUCUGGCCCUCUAGAUUUGACAGGGGAAGUUGUGAAAGAUAGGUAAUAUAUUUGGAAACAGAUACUGAGUAUGAAUACCCCCUGAUUUCCAGGUGUGUGUGUGUAGGGGAUAUCUUAUCAGGUGUCAGUUACCCCACUACUGCUGCUUAGGGAACUUGAGGGGUGCAUCUAAGUGGUUGACUAUUAUUGACUGACUUUGGCUCAAAACAGCAGGACCAGGCCUUACUUUCAAUGAUAAAUACUGUUCGUGUGUUUGCUUGUUAAUAGUUCAUUAAUGGGAUUUUGUUUUUAUACUCUCCUGAGUCCCAGCAUCUGUUGGUCGCCCCUCUGUGUGGAAACCCGUCCUGGUGAGGUCUUCUCUAUGGGUUCUCCUACACCUAAUCAGUCAGACCCUUCUUCUGGAGCUCUUUGGCUUCCAAAAGGUCACCACACCCCCAGUGUAGUUGGAAGGCUCUCGAACAUUGCCUGAUGUCCUCCCGUACUUACAAAGGGCUAGCCUUGAAUGUCACUUGCGCCCUCUUCAAUCUCCUGACUAGAGACAGAGAACAAUCACUUCACAGGUCAUUUGGCCUCAAUCUGAAAAUCGCUGCCCACCGUGCCACGCCGAGGAGACUCGCAUGCCGCCACCACCUCACCAGGGUGGCUGUGUCCACGCCGGCUGCCCUCCAAACCCUGACAGCGCAGCUGCCUUGCCUUGCCGCCACCCUCUGCAGGGCUCCUGUUCAGAUGAAACCAUGGGACACCCCAGAGCAGAGCAAAAACUGUUGCCUCCCAUCUGCCUGACUGUCCAGGGCCUCGGACGCUCUCUUGCCCCAGGCUAGGGGCUGGUUCAUCUGACUCUGCUUCCCUGAAAGCUGCUGCCACCCUCCUCAGACCACAGUCCUGCAGGUGCAGCCGGUCCCUGAGGCACGCGGCUUUCUUCAAGUGCACUGCGUGCGCUUCUGGACCCGGUGCCACAGGGGGCCCCCUGCAGCCUCUUCUGUGGCUCACACUAGCUUCCCAGCCCCCCAGGUAAUGCAGAUGAUUUUGUCUCAUCAACCCUUUUCUUUCCCUGCCACCCUUACUUAUCAAGCAUAAUAAUACACUUUAAAAGACAGCAAAUAAGGACUUCGUAGAACCCCAAGACUCUGCUAACAAUGUUUGGAAAUGAGAAAAGAAAUGCUCUGAAAAAUAUCAGCCACCAAAAUAGUUUUGGCACUGUGUUCACGCGCAUGGCCCCCACACCCGGAUUGGGUGUUUUGUUUUGGUUGGGUUUUUUUGGGCUUUUUCAUGUUACAUCCAUAUCUGUAUUUAUAUCUUAUUUGUUUCACUUUCAAGUGUAUCAUGGCAAAUGUACAGAUUUUUUUGUUAAUAAUGUGCUAGGAUUUGCUAAAAAAGAAAACAAACAAAAAAAACCCUUUUGAGUUUGCCCUAGAAUAAAUGAAACUUAAUUCAG
Marmota monax (woodchuck) is the source of this 8041-nucleotide messenger RNA. It is a transcript of the gene Clasp1, whose product is annotated as cytoplasmic linker associated protein 1. The record is from RefSeq and is a predicted model, not a curated record. Gene Ontology annotation, biological process: mitotic spindle assembly. The transcript has 41 exons. Gene Ontology annotation, molecular function: microtubule binding; kinetochore binding. Gene Ontology annotation, cellular component: mitotic spindle; microtubule organizing center; spindle microtubule. Lineage: Eukaryota; Metazoa; Chordata; Mammalia; Rodentia; Sciuridae. Bases 432 to 5195 code for a protein of 1587 amino acids.